AGACGUUUCAGUUGUUCCAAAUGUCUGAUAUUUUUUUUUAUAGUUAGGACUGUUGUAGGAACACUCAUUAAUUUUCUAAUAAUAAUUAUUUCAAAUUUCAAAGUUUAAUUUUAUAUUUUCCUUAUGUGAAAUUGUAGCUAAGUUAAAAAAUGGUGAACACUAUUAAUCAUCAAAUGACUGUUGGACAUAGUGACACUGAAAGCAUAAUGCCUCCUCAUUAUCUACAUGAGGUUCCUAACAAAUAUGAACUUAAUUUGGCUAAAUUAUUCGAAUCGCUUGACAUGGACAAGAACGGUAAAAUUGACAUACUUGAGUUGUCCAUUGCAUUGCAUGAUGAAGAGUAUGUUCAAAAGUUUUCAGAACUGUCUAAUGCCACUAAAAGUGGUUCCAUUACAUUAGCUGAAUUUAUACAUUAUGUUAAAGAACAUGAACAAUUAUUAAGACUAAUUUUUUCAAAAAUUGAUAAAAACAAAGAUGGGAAAAUUGAUCAAUAUGAGAUUAUAAGAGCUUUCCAAGAAUUAAGGAUUGAAAUUGACGACGCUGAAGCUAUAAGACUUCUUAAAAGGAUGGAUAAAGAUGGUAGUUUAGAAAUUAGCUUUGAAGAAUGGAGAGAUUUUUUACUUAACUUCCCCUUUACAGACUUACACGACUUAAUUAAAUAUUGGAGGCAUUCAGCUUGUAUAGACAUUGGAGAAGAUAUGAAUGUGCCAGAUGAUUUCACUCAGGCUGAAAUAAUAACAGGGAUGUGGUGGCAGCAUCUUGUGUCUGGUGGUGUAGCUGGCGCUGUCUCAAGAACUUUUACUGCACCUUUAGAUAGGCUUAAAGUAUAUUUACAAGUAUACGGCAAUCAACAUAGCAAUAUAACAGCUUGUUUCAAAAACAUGUUAAAUGAAGGAGGCAAACUAGGCAUGUGGCGUGGAAAUGGUAUAAAUGUACUCAAGAUAGCUCCAGAGUCUGCACUUAAAUUUAUGGCUUAUGAACAAGCUAAACGCUUUAUUCAAGGUUCAAGAACUAAUGACUUAACAAUAUUUGAAAAAUUUAUGGCCGGAUCCCUUGCUGGAGGUUUUAGUCAAUCAUUAAUUUAUCCCUUAGAAGUUUUAAAAACAAAAUUAGCCAUUAGAAAAAGUAAUCAAUACAAGGGCAUAUUUGAUUGUAUUCAAAAAAUGUAUUACCGUGAAGGUAUGCGCAGUUUUUACAGAGGUUAUGUUCCCAACCUUAUAGGUAUACUUCCGUAUGCUGGUAUUGACCUUGCAGUUUAUGAGACAUUAAAAAAUAAGUAUAUCACUUCACAUAACGAUAGUGAAAAACCUGGUGUGCCAUUAUUGUUAGCGUGUGGUACUAUUUCUAGUACUUGUGGCCAGGUGUGUUCAUACCCUUUAGCUCUUGUCCGUACACGUCUUCAAGCACCUCAUUUUGAAGGUCCUGAUACAAGGACAAUGAUGUCAGUGUUUAGAGAAAUUUGGAUGAAAGAAGGUAUGGCUGGCUUGUACAGAGGUAUCACUCCAAAUUUUAUGAAAGUAGCGCCUGCUGUUAGUAUAAGUUAUGUUGUUUAUGAACGAUGUCGUGAAGCACUAGGAGCACUUGGAGACGUUGUGAAAUAA
Molecule: messenger RNA, 1601 nt
Organism: Metopolophium dirhodum (rose-grain aphid)
Lineage: Eukaryota; Metazoa; Arthropoda; Insecta; Hemiptera; Aphididae
Product: mitochondrial adenyl nucleotide antiporter SLC25A23-like
Exons: 10
Coding region: 150-1601 (483 amino acids)
Biological process (GO): transmembrane transport
Molecular function (GO): calcium ion binding; ATP transmembrane transporter activity
Source: RefSeq, a predicted model, not a curated record